GCCCGCCCGGGAGCAGGUUAGUGCCGGGCGGGCGCAGCCGGGCAGAUGGCGGGAGGGGCGGGCGCUGCGCCGCCUCAGGGCUCUUCCCCGCCGCCCGCUCCGUGCAGACUGCGGCAGCCCGGGCCACGCGCGCCUCGGGGAGGGCGGCCGGGGCGGGGGCGGGGCCGGAGGCGGCAUCGGUCCGGCGGCUCCGCGGCCGCCCGCGUGCCGGGCAAGAUGGCCUCGCGUGCCCUGCUGUGGCACGCGUGCCGGGGGCUGCCCAUCCCCGACCUGGAGAAGAUCGCCUUGGACUACAUCGUGCCCUGCCUGCACGACAUCGGCUUCUGCUACCUGGACAAUUUCCUGGGCGAGGUGGUGGGGGACUGCGUGCUGGAGCGCGUGAAGCAGAUGCACUACAGCGGGGAGCUGCAGGAUGGGCAGCUGGCCGGCCAGAGACACGGCAUCGCCAGGCGGCACUUGAGGGGAGACCAGAUCAAGUGGAUCGGAGGCACGGAGGAAGGGUGCGAGGCCAUCAACUUCCUCCUGUCCCUGAUAGACAGGCUGGUGAUGUAUUGUGGCACCAGGCUGGGCAACUACUAUGUCAAGGAGAGGUCCAAGGCUAUGGUAGCCUGCUACCCUGGGAAUGGAACCGGAUAUGUUCGUCAUGUGGACAACCCAAAUGGUGAUGGGCGCUGUAUCACUUGCAUAUACUACCUGAAUAAAAACUGGGACUCGAAGUUGCAUGGCGGAAUACUUCGGAUAUUCCCAGAAGGAAAGUCCUAUGUGGCAGAUGUUGAGCCCAUUUUUGACAGAUUACUCUUUUUCUGGUCAGACCGAAGAAACCCACAUGAAGUUCAACCUUCCUAUGCAACCAGAUAUGCCAUGACUGUGUGGUAUUUUGAUGCUGAAGAAAGAGCAGAAGCCAAAAAAAAGUUCAGGAAUUUAACUGAUGCAGGGAAGAGAGAAGCACCUCUCAAUGAAGACUAAACAGCUGUCUGAACUCUUUUUGCAAGCAAUCGGAUCCAAAGAUGACUUGUUAGUUUCCAGUGAACCAUUGGACAGUCUUACACACAAGAAUGCACUGUGUUUCUGUCUAGCAUGUACAUAAUACAUCAAUGGUACUUCUGGCAGUCUCCAAUCAUACCUGCAUCUAGCAGAAGGAACCCUUGUUUUCUAUUUGCCUUUAACUAAGAAAGUAACUGGGGUUUGAGUAAGAGAAGGAUACUGCUAAGCCUAAUGUUAGUGAAUAAGCCAGCUGGCUUUUGGUAAUGCUGGUAAUAAAGAUGACAAGUAUUGGAACCAGUGGGGAAAAACCUGAGUCUUAUUUGCACUUUAUGUAAAUUUUCUAGCUCAAUGGGAAGGAGCUUUACAAAUUAAAAUCUGUGGCAGACUGUAGAUGGGCUAGGCAAGAUACUGAAAAUGUGAAAUUAAACUAGGUAUUUAUAAAGGGUCAUCUUUUGUUAUGCUAAACGUGGGGCCAUUGAUGGACUGCUAAUCAGUUUGCGGCACAAAGCAUUGGCUUAACUCUUCUAUUUUCUUACUUUCUAAGAAGAUAAUCAUCCACGUUGUCAUCAAAUCGCCUGUAUUUUAUUCAUAUUUCAGAAGUUGAACAGCAGCUCUUCAGUUGUUUUGCCUUUGCACAGCACUAGAAAUGAGGGGGGAGGUGGUCAUGCAGACAUCCAAUUUUAUAAACUGUUCCUUUCUGAUCUGAGAUGGAUCUAUGUAUUUUUUUUCCAUAUAUUUUAUAAAAUGCUGCUUUUCCCCCGAAGAUUGGUUAGCUUGGAAGGUCAUUGAGAGAAAUGCCUUAGGCCUAAAAGCCAAUCUACUUUUUUUCUACCUUUACACAUCCUCUUUUUUGUAUGACAGAAGCAUGAAUCUAAAAGGUAAAGUUAUGUUCAGCAGCCAGACAAAUGUAGGAUAUGUAACAAGAGCUGGCUGAAGCACUUCAGGAGCCAGAUUCACAAGGGUAUUUAGGUACUGAAAUCAAUGGGAGCAUAGGCAAAAUAUGAUUUUGAAGAAUUUGAAUGUAGAAUAUGAAUGUAACAAACCAAGUAGGACAAAAACACUGUUACACCAAGUAAUUAUUUUCCCUCCUGCAUUUGAGCCAUAAGGUGUACAAAGAGAGGAUUAGGUUCCAGUGAACAAGCACAUAUUUUCUUUUCCAAGAUAAUUUUGUUAAGAGUAGCUUCCAAGUUGUCCCAAGGCAACUUAAACUUUUGCAACAGCACUUAAUCAGCAGUUCAAGAAGUUCUAACUGUAUCUAGAAGAAUUUCAGUGGACAUACCACAUAAAUUAGUUGUUUUUGUUUCAAAGUAAUUAUACACUCAUAUAUACUAACUUUCUCUCUUCCUUAAUAUUUAUUCAAGAUUGUGAGUGUAUGUCAGUUAGUACUAAGAUCUUCCAAGUAUAUGUUUUUCUCUGCAUCCUAUAUGUAUGUUUUUCCCCCAUGUAUAAGAACCCACGAUGGCUUUGGUAGAACCUGCCAACUACCCUUUUUCCUUCUUCAACCAUCUCAUCAAUGAUUGAUUUACAGUAGAUAGGCUUCCUAUUGCCAUGCCAUGAUUGGUCAGAGGGGGAGCAAUUGUCAGUUCAUCUUUUGUCUUCCACAACAUUGAGGCAUAGAAUGAGAAUGACAGUUCGGCAGUGUGUAGCACCAAGGUUAAGCUCUUUUGAGGUUAUUCAGAUUACCUAGCUAGUGACAAAAGGGCAACAGCUAUGUAGGGUGUAAAGGCAUCAAAAUGGUAGUAGGAAAUUAUUAUUUCUAAGGAGAGAAAUUUCGUAUCCCCAUACCUGAUAUUGAAGACUUAAUAUAAAUAUACCAUUUUUGGCCAACCCUUCCUACUCACGCUCCUGGAAACCUGUGUGUGAUUAUUAGGGGUCUGCCCAAACCAAGGAGGCAGGCAGCUGAUUUUGUGGGUAGAGUGCAGAACCGGCCACCAUUUUUGUGAAUUUAUUGUGGUGGGGCCCCUCCACAUCUCUGGCCAAGUGACUCCACUCCCAGUUAGUUGAGGGCUGUCCAUCAUGCAACCCCAUUCCUCGCUGCUGAUUGGUAGAAGGGUGGGACCACGUGACAGGCAGCCCUCAGCCAAUCAGCAGUGAGGGGUGGGGGCCAUAGCCAUCUUGCCUGCUCACCUUCAUGCUGGCAGCCCACUUCCCCCUUUCUCUGUCUGGUGGGAUGUGCACCAUGAGGACUGCUGGCUCCCACUGGGGAGCCAGCAUUUUAUUUUUAGUAAGUGGGGGGGGUGUUGUAUUUUUAUUUUUUUUUUCCACCCUGCAGAUUUCAUGAACAUUGCCUGAUUUUUGUGAUUUCUGUGAAAACCACAAAAUUGUAAUUUAAGUAGGUCCCUAGUGAUAGUAUCUGGAGGGAAGUGAGGAUUUCAAAAUCAUCAUUACAAAUAAGACAAAAACCUCAACAAGUCAUGUCAAUCUUCUGUAUUUCCUUUGUGUUCAAUAAAAUUCUUCCACUAUAGUUGUAUCUAAAUAGCACAGACUGAUUCUGAAGGAAACUUAAUAUUAACUUCUAAUAUUAAAUUCUAACUCUAGGUGGGUCAGAAUUCUUAAUUGUAAGUGGUAGGUGACACUUUGAAAUUAAUGGAUAGAUAAGGUUGAAUUCACAAACUGGUGGCUGCAGUGGUAGUCAUUUUAAAAUUUUGUUGAGUGUCCCUAUGCAAUGUCAGUAAUAUGUUGUAUAGUUAAAAAUUCUUUAAAUCCUUUGAAUGAAUGAUUUGAGGGGCAAAAGCCUACUAAUCAGUUAGUCCUGACAAGUUUCAGAAACCCUAAACUUAAACAAAUGCCCCAUAGGUAGCUCAUUAGAAAGUGACAUUAAUGCAAAUUGUAUCUAGAGCUUAGAACAAUAUGAAAAUAUUUUUCCAUUUUAGUUUUUUUUACAAAUUUGGAUAAGAAAGGUGCAUUUUGUUUUCACUGUCACCACCAUAUAGCACAAGCAGUGGUUAGCAGCUUGCAUCUUGUGGUGGACAAUGAAACAGCGUUGCAGUUAUUGUAAAUGAAGUAUGUUUGCAAACUUUUCAGUUUCAGCCUAUGUCCUCUUGAUCUACCUAGAAGCAUGAGAUUCAAUUAAUACAUGAUGGAGAUGGGGUUUUCCAUCUGCUAAUAAGUGAAAAGAAAUAUCAAGAACUUGGUUGCAUAGGAUUAUGAAAUGUUGCCCUUUUACUUCACCCCAGGCCUGAGAUUAGUGGGAAGACCACUCCUUGAAUUUCCACCCUUCUCCUCCACAUACAUCUUGCAGGAAUCCUUGUUCUUGAAGUUGCUUCCAGUGUUCAUCCCACCUCUUCUCGAUGGACUGCUUGCAAACGGCUACACAAGAAUGAAGUUCACUUUUAAAAAUGACAUCAAUAACAAAAUGCACCAGUUGCUUCUCUAAACAGGAAUUCUAGCAGUUUCUUUCCAGUUUUGGUUUCACAUUUCCAUGGCAAAGUGUCUGAAAUAGCUAUGGCUUAGCAGCAUGUGCCAUCUGAUUGUAAAAACAGAUUGUUAUUUCUCCAGUGUAUUUACUUUUCAGUCCUCCUGAGGCACUGACAGCUUGUUUACACAUUUAGGUACUGUGUGUGCCUUCAUCAUUCAUAUCCACAGAGCUCAUGUACACCAAAUGCAUGCAAUGUGCAAGUUUUUCAUGGCUCUUUAAAAACAAAAAAAUUAUAGUUGCCUUUCUGAAUGUGACUUCAUUUCACACUAGACAGUAGUGGAGCUUAUUUAAACCCCACUGAGCCACCGUUUUCAACAAGUGGUAUUUGUUGUGAGGGGGAAAAAGUUAGGAAAAAGAAUAAAUGCUUUUUUUUUUAAUGAAGUAGUAAAAAGAAAAGGCAUAGAUGCAGAGAUACUAUUUGUAUUCUUAAACCUGUAACCAGACUUGCUGACCUUCUGAGCAAAGUGGAGUCUAAUAAAAUGUCUUAUUCCUUCUAUUAUUAUUUGCUCUAUCAGCAAAUGACUGCUACAAAGUUAUGUUAAAAAAGAGCAGAUCUGUUCUUUUUCCCCCAUCUCUAAACUAUUUUAAUCCAUUCCUGUUGAAAUAAAAGUGGGGUUUUUUUCUCCCAAAGUAGCUGGCUUCAACACCACUUGUUGAGAGGAAUGUACCUAUUUGCAGGCAAAUAACUAGUUUUAUUUCAGCUGUGACACGCUCCCAGCAAAUCUCUCUGAGUAGCUUAUGGAUAAAUCUCUUGUCAGGUUGUAUGCUGGUCAACAAUGCUGGCACUUUGGGUUAGACUGAUAUGGAAACGUGGUGGUGUUUUAUGAUACAACACAUUUUGUGUUCAUGUUUAACUAAUGGAAAAUAUGUAAUGAAAUGAAAAUGUUGCAGGAGUCAAUAAACACUGGGUUAUGUUAAA
This is a messenger RNA of Alligator mississippiensis (American alligator), 5321 nucleotides long. RefSeq names its product egl-9 family hypoxia inducible factor 3 (gene EGLN3). Gene Ontology annotation, cellular component: nucleus; cytoplasm. The record is from RefSeq and is a predicted model, not a curated record. Gene Ontology annotation, biological process: peptidyl-proline hydroxylation to 4-hydroxy-L-proline; cellular response to hypoxia. Gene Ontology annotation, molecular function: ferrous iron binding; L-ascorbic acid binding; peptidyl-proline 4-dioxygenase activity. The transcript has 5 exons. NCBI's taxonomy places the organism in Eukaryota, Metazoa, Chordata, Crocodylia, Alligatoridae. Bases 46 to 966 code for a protein of 306 amino acids.